ACUAUAUUUACAUAUGUACGUCGUUUUCUACAUGUGUACCUUAAUAAUUUUGACUGAACCAGAACUUUUAAUCUCCUAGGCAAGUCAUGAGUUUCAUCUGCAAUUCGCCGACCACCUUUCUGCUUUUCGUGGUUUGUAAGUAUCCGCAUCUCUGUUCAAUACCUUUUUUUAUUGUUUAGUUGUUAUGCAUACUACAGAAGCACAGUAUUUUAUUUUACGAAUUACGGAAAAGGGUAGACUGAAACAGACCUUUUAAAUAAAAGGUACAAGACCUUUGAAGUAAUGAAAUAAGUAGCUAUAGAGCAAAUUACAGUUCUUUUGGGAUUGCUAAAGUAGGGUAGUUUCUAGUUGGUUUUUACUUAUUUUACAAUGAACUUAGCUGCGUUGAUUUGUAGAUUAGGUAAACACGGACUAUAAUAUUGUUCAAAGAUUAAGGUAAAUUAAAGGUGAAUUAAACCGGGAAAUAUAUAUACCUGGAGUUUUGAAAACCAGGUUAGCAAGAAUAUCAACUCAUUAUACUACUUGGAGAUUUGAAACAAUAAAUAAUCAUUCAAAGUCCGAUUAAAAGCCUUUAUCUGACGUCGUGCAGUAAGUGAGUGGUCCCUAGAAGCGCUUCAACGAGUCCAAAUUUAUAAUGACGCAAAUUUUAGAAUAUUUAUUGAGUAAUCUGACUCCGUGAAGUUUCAAACUGGUGUCAAUUCAGUCUAGAAAUUUUUAAGUUGUGUGAACAGCAACCAAAAAGUGCCUGGUUAAGGCUUACAUAACAACGAUAUUGGACGAUACAGACUAUGCGAAUCGUAAUAAUUUUGUCCCAUUACAGAGCUUGACAUGAUGCUCUCCGGGAAACUUCUCCCAAGGUGACCAAAAACCAGCUUUAGCGGAACCAGCUUUAGGCGGGCUCUGAUUUCAAAUAACUGUCACUUGUGUUAAAGAGAGAACUGAGGGUAGGGACGAAACAAAAAACCAAAGAGAGAGGGAGGUGGGGUUGGAUACACAAAACCACAAAACCCCCCCCCCCCCCCAAAAAAAAAAAAAAAAAAUAGAUAAAUAGAUAAAUUAAUAAAAUAAAAUAAAAAACAAAACUGAAGCAAACAACACAGUAAACAAACUAAGACAGGUGAAGUUGAAAGAAAUUAAUAAAUGUUUGCUACCCCGAAUCAGCCAAGUACAUAUAUAUCGUUCACGUUUUAUAGUUGUAGAUUGCAGUAAGGAAAACGCCAGAAACAGCACAAAUAUAAAGCAAGGAAGCCAAAGACUGGAGCAAGAAAACAGACAAACUAUCAAACACUGAGUUUAUGCUUCGAAAUCCUUGAAGGACAGUGUUGCGGAUGGAUGUUUACCGCAUAGUAUAUGUGGCAGUAAUAGAGCUAUGGGUAUUUCCGACGAAAUGGAAGUCGUAUCGAUUGCUGUUGAUGAAUCGAAGAUCGUAUAGAAAUUAAAUCGACUAUAGUGAUGCGAUUGUGAAUCUGAGCAAGUUCGACAACGUUAUUCAUGCGAUAGUGAUAGCAAAGGAAUCUACCCCCCAAAAAAGUAUUCUACACGUUCAUAGUUUCGGUUUUGCUCAUCAAUUAACCUGCUGCUUUUCAUAUUUGCUCGUUUCCUUUUUCUUCGAAUUUGCAAGUAGCUCGACCACAGAAAACGAUUCUUGAAAUGCGAAGCGCACGACUAGAACGAUGUGAGAAGGAACUCAUAAAGACGCUCAACAUUUUCGAAUUUUGUGAAGAAUAAACUGACAGAUUAUAACCAUAAAUCUUUCGCUUUUAGUUUCAGUGUUUAUCAAAGCCAAUCAGUGUUUAUCAAAGCCAGCUUUUGUUUCUGGGCCAGACAAAAUAACGAUUAAUGCAACGACAGGAUCAACACAAACAUUCACCUGGAAGUUAAACAUCAGUCAGGAACAUAAAAAUCGGGAAUUAAAGGCCCAGUUUGGACCUUGGAAUAGAAGCUACAAACUUGUGAAGCCAUUCAUAACGUUUAACUCAUCUCGAAAUCCCCCUGUUGACAAGUCUCCGAAGAAUCGUAUGUCCCGGCGUUUGUACUGGGUUGGAGAUUUGAAGCGAGACUACUACAUCGCCUUUGAACUUGUCAAUAUUCAACGUGAUGAUGCUGGUGAUUAUGGUGUGAAGUUACGUGUUGACAACUAUUCUCGUCGCCCCUUGACUUUACAAACUUGGUUUACUCUCAAGGUUGAGGUACGAAAAAACAAUCUUAUAGUUUUUUUGCAAAAAAACUGAACUAUCAUUGUUUUUCUCUGUUAACUGUACCCAUCCAAUUUGAGCCAUUAGAAAGUGUGCACAAGACACACAUCGUUCGACAUCGUAUUCUUUUAUGCUCAGAUAACCAAACAAUUUGCACUUUGCUGUCAGAUCGGUAAUCCUUUCUGGCCCUGUAACGUGCCCUGAAAAUUCCGCUUAUUUAAAAGAGGACUAAGUUAUCAUGCAGAUUAUCCUUGUACAAAUUCAAGUUUUAAUUUCAUACUACACGGGACAAAACUGUUCGGCUGGAUUGACGUUUUGAUAUACAAACAUAAAACAAGCCAGGAAACCUCAAUUAUAUUUUUGACUUUUGGACUUUAUUAGAUUACACACAUGGAAAAAUAUUUUCAUGUUUAUUACAUCCACUUUGAAAUCACUAGCUAUCCGUGCAAUCUGAUUGGCUAUCAGCAGUGUGAUUUAUUCCUAAAUCGCACCAUUUUUGUUCUAUAUCCCAUUCGCAUCAUUUCUGUUUCGAAUACAAAAUGAGAUGUAAAAGCCCUUUUGUAUCGGCUUUUUAACAAACCCGCUUCUUGAUCAAUAAAAUACAGUAUUGGUACUGACUGAAUUCUGUGAUUUCAAAUGGCUCUAAUAAAGUGGUAAUUGAACUUCGUGUCGUGCAAUUUUGAUCUGAAAUCAUACUUGUGAUUUCAAAUCGAACUCGCCCUGCGCGCUCGUUUGAUUUUGAAAUCAUGCGUAUGAUUUCAGACCAAAUUUCACUCCACUCCAAACUAUUACACGUAUCUUACAACCUUACAAUAUACGUGUUGGACACAAACCGAUAACCACUUUACGGCGACUGCUUACUAAUAGCGACCUUUAGCAAUGAAGAAAACGGAGGAGAAACUUAUGAAAAGCAAUGCGACAUUUUCUGCUAUUUACCAACGAGACUGGCGCCUUUGAGUCGAUGUGAUUAAGUUUCAAUGAAGGUUAUUCUGUCCGGCUUUUUUAAAGAGGAGAAAAGGUUUCCAAUAAUCUGUUGGCUCGCUAUAAAUUUUGCCAUUACUAACAAAGAAAUCCGAAAGUUGUGUUUGCUGUUAAGAGGUGAGAUAAAUUGAAAAAUGAUUUUGUUCACCAUUUUAUAGUGAUGAGCAGUGUUAUUUCUAAAGCAGUAACAGUUAAGUCAGCUCUUAAUUGACGACGAUGCUUUCCAUUUAAUUUUCCUUCUAGGAUCCACCGCCAACGCCGUCUGUUGGUAAGAAUAUGCAAUACUUUAUUUCAUGAUGCACUAAUGUUGGGGCAGAAAAUACUUAUGAUUUGCAAAUGAAAAAAGAUAUGAACCUGCUAUUAAAUAAGUAUGCGCCAAAUGAAGGCUUUCUCGCUCAGUGUCGAAUGCUGUCAUACAGAAGAACCCCGAUAACUAGCGAAGGGUUGACGACAACAACAACAACAACAAAAACAGUUCAAGUUAGCGAGCGUUCGAGUUAUCGGCAUCGAUUGUAUAUUCAAUUUUCCGUAUCAACAAUUGCUAGUUACUGAUUUUGCAUCACUUCAGUGUACAGUACGGUGGAAACUUACUGGUUUCAUCAGGAAAUACAGUAAUAAUGCAUUUUUGUGACAAAACAUGUCUGUCGCACAUAUUAUAAUCACAUAGUUGUGAUAGUAAGUUUUUAGCGUUUUUACGGAUUGCACAACAAGAAAAGCUAAUGGGAUGGCAUCCUAGUGGAGUUACAAGAACCAGAAUUUGAAUUAUCUGGGUAAAUUUCAGUGAAGUUUCGAUCAAUCGGGGUUUAGCUUAUUUGACUGCGCCUUGGAAAACCAAUUCUCGACUCAAGAAAAUUGGACCUAGGUGUAGUUUCAGAGGGCUCGUGGAUUUGAACCAUUUAGGCCGGUUUUUGCAGAUAAGAAGGUGAGAGUAAUUUGUGUACUAUGUUUUAAUUAGUUUGUUGUCUAUUCCAUGCGAAAUCCUGUCAUUUAUCGGACCGCGAAAUUUGGAAAAUAGUAGUGUUUUGCAAACUAUUUAAGUUGUUAUGUAAGCCUUGAGCAGGCACUGCAUUUCGGCGGCAUUUCUCUCAACUUAAACCGUCUAGACUGAAAUAAAUGACACCAGUUUGAAACUUCACAGAGUCAGAUAACAGAAUAAAUGCUCUAAAAUUUGCGUCAGAGCAGAGCUGGAUAACUUGCUGUUUAGGAUACUUACAUAUACAGUUAAAGAAACAUUCAAAAUGGCGGUAAAAUUAUUGGGGAGUAAUAGCCUCCCAGCCCCUCUCCCGGCUCCGCGGUCCGCUGUAAGUAAUAGGAUGAGACUCCGAGAUACGAGUCGUGUGAAUCGGCUAUGUUGCUAACAUAGUAUACUGUCUUAAGCCUGAUUUUGCGCAGCUGUUGAUAAAAGUCACUCUUGAGACAGCUUAAAUAAUGGAGAAAUGGAUGAAGUUUUAUCCUUAACCCACAGAUACUCGACACAUUACUCUGAACGUCAAGGAUGGGGAUCCCUUGAAUAUCACGUGUCGUGCCAGCAUGGAAGCGAGUCCAUAUGUGGUGUGGUUUAAGGACAAAGUUCCCAUUUAUACAGGACAUAGCAAGUUUUUGUUUCUCACAAAUGUGAACAGAUCACAGGCAGGGAACUACGUUUGCGUCUCCACAAGCCCAUCUGGAAAUACUUCAUCACCUGUUACGACUGUUAACGUUCUCUGUGAGUAUUUCCUUUUCCUACAUGUGCUAAACAAGUCUGAGAAUAUACGACCUUUUUUCAAGUAGACGAAAUGAAAAGUAAAUUAGAAAGGGACGUAAUUCUAGAGUAAGGCCUCUAUGACCUUUUAUUAAGCAUACACGAGAACCAGUGAGUACCACGGCAUAAUUCUUAAACACACGUCCUCGGCUAAACUAGUGAACAACCUGGGCACACAAUUGCAAUAAGUCAGAGCUCGUAGCUGUCGACAUCUAAUACAUGCAUGUUUCACUAUGAAACUAUUUUAACAGUCUAAAAACUGAUGCUAAAUAUAAUUAUAUUACACGAAGGCUGAACAUUAAUAGGUCAAAUACCAUGUAUAGGAUAUUAUUUAAUCGAUCAAAAGAUAAUCAAGUUUCUAUAGUUAAUUAAACAACAAGUGAAAAUUAGACAUUAUCUUGGUCAAAUGUGUUUGAAUAAGUGCAAUUCUGCAUUUUUUAUCAGCGCUAGUUUGAAUAAAUAAGAUAAGCAAGCAAACAAAGAAAUGAAUGAAUACUUCAAUAAUUUGAAUUGCAAUUGGUCUGGCUAUCUUCUUUACAUCUCAAACUCGAAUGCAUACCCACAAGUUUUAACCUUAAUGCCUGUUUUUGCGCCGUUUCGGUCUGAAAACAGUUACAGAUUUUGUCCGUUUUGGUCUGCAAUCGGGUAUGGCUCGAGGGAACUACGGGAUCGAGUGUGUGAGCACAUUUGUCGUUUCAAUUCCAAGUGAAUAAGAAAGAAAGAGUAAUUUGCAAAGUCGAAAAUGAAUUUCAAAAUAUUGGCGUUCCCGGCAAUCUAAGUAAUAGGGAACUUAAGAUGGAGACGUUUUCGGGGCGACGGCGACCGGACUGGCAGAGAAAGCCUGGAACUAAGGCAGCCGUCGCUCCCCGUCAAAAAUAGAACAUUAAGAUCGCAGUGAACUCAGAAGGACGGCGCCUUUAAUUAGAAGAAUACCGAAGAGGAAAAUAUGGCUUCACAUAAAGAAUUAAGAGAAUAAAUAUUUGCUAUGCAGACAACAUGUAUCGGAUGAAGAGUUUCUCGUUUUGUGGAAAACUUAUGAGUCCAAAAAUCCCGAUUUUCCUCGGGACAGUUACGAUCCGUUCACGCUAAGAAACAUGCGGGAUGCAGCUGAGUUCAAGGCAGAAUUUCGUGUUGAAAAAAAAUGAUCUCCACAGGCUUGCCGAAACCUUGCAAAUUACAGGAACAUUAAAAUGCUACCAAGGAACCGUAUUCUUAGUUUGGCAUUGAAAUAAUUCCCGGGAAAUACUUGCAUGCAACAACAACAACAACGGCAACAACUUUAUUUCAGUAUUCCCACGCCGAGUUAGUACAUGGUAUUACCUACUAUUCUAUAUAAUUUUCAAUGCGUUUCAUUUAUACGAUGUUCUAACGAAAAGAGCGAACUAAAAACACACAAUUGAAAUAUCGGAGUUCAUAUUUUUUGUCUGGAUACUUUUAUUUGGCUCGUGGGAAAAUUUUGUCGCAUGUCAAGCUCACUUACGGUUGGCUGUUUGCCAAGUUGGAUCUUGACCCUGUGAAAUGAAAACAUAGAAACAUUCAAAGAUGUAAGUUUAGCGAACAUAGCUUGGAAAUCGAGCUUGAAAUGUGCCUCAAAGAAAACAAGGACAAUUUACGAACGAUAAUCUGCAAAAUGUUGGUUGCUAAACGCAACAAACCUGAUUGAAAUGACAGUUAAAUACUCACGUUUUCGCCACAACGCCAAACAGACCAGUUUCACGUCGCCGACGGGACCACGACGGCAAGGUGGUGAGCACGAGCAUGCGCAAUAUCCAACAAAUGAUGAUGUCACGUCCGGUUGAAGUUGCCGUCGCCCCGAAAACGUCUCUAUCUUAAGUUCCCUAAUGAUGACAUAUAGUUUCUGCCCAUGUGGGUCUGGAUUUUAGAGGCCAGGUCUGAAAACGGAUGUGGAAAAUGACAUUUUUGCUCUGAAAUAGGGUCAGGAUGUGGAGAAACGGGGGGCACACCUCACCGAGAAUUGCCAGGAGUACCCCCGGAGUGUAUUUAUAUCAGCUAUUAUAUCUAUUAUAGUUAUCUCUUCAAGUGUUAAAAGUUGGCUCUAAUUUUUUUCUGUUAUUAGAUUUGUGUAUUGAUUAGGCUACGAAAUAAGGUUAUCGUUUUAAUUUUUUCUGUUAAAUGUGACGUGUCUCUUUUAGAUGCGCCAAGAAUUGUUCAUUCAAGCAAGCGGCUGAAGGGAAGUUUAAUAGCGCUGAAGUGUGAAGCAAAAGGAAAUCCUUCACCAACAUUUACUUGGCGCAAUGAGUACGAAAGAAUACACGAGGGUUUCAACACUAGCUGGAACUCAAGCUCUUUAAUCGUCACUCAAAAGAAUGAUGUCACAUUCUAUGUAUGCACAGCGACGAAUAAGAUUGGAUCGGACUCAUAUGCAUUCUCACUGCACGAGAAAGGCAAGUACAGUGCACCAAUUUGACGAAAAACAUUGUGGUAAUGAUUAUCACUAGGGUUGUAACAUGUUUGAUAUAUCUUCGUAAUUGAUGUUGAGAGUUGCUGUCCUGGCCACAAUCCAAAUUUUUACCAUUAGUAAUAAGUUCCUGAUUAUAUUACACUAGGAAAGUAAAAAACACACAACUAAACUAAAACAAGAUACCGGGCAGUGACAGAUCCGCGGGGCCGGUCCCCCCAUUUUUAGGAAAGCCCAACAGUGGAACUCGAAGACUAAAAACGUACAUUACUUGAAACAAUAACCCUUGCCCUGUUGAAUGGAAAUUAACCAAUCCCAAAAAUCAAUGCAAAGGAUAUUAAAAUUUAGAAUAGUUAUACUUGUUUGGCAAAGAAACGCACUUUAAAAGCAAAAUGCUGGAGUUGCACGAGAAAAGUUUACAGAUGUAUUUUUAACCCUAACAUGGCAGUAAUGAACGUUUUGUCUUUGAUUAAGGGUUUUUUCCCUGUGUCCGAGCUAGGCCUGUAAGCCGAAACAUUGCUACAUGCGAGUAGUCUGGAGAGAGUUGUUCAAAAGUAUUAGGGAAACCAAUGGUGAAUGAAUUGGAUAGCACCAUCUACUUAGCCUAGUGAACAAGCGGUGCGAGACGAACAGAAACACUAAUGUUGACUGAGUGUGACCGAGGUGGGUCCUUCACACUGGAUGGAUGCAUUUGCAGCAUGCAUAGAAGCAACCAGUCUGGCAUUCACAAGCGUGGUCGAGAAUUUGAACUUGGGAUUACUGUGAUCAAAUCCAGCUAACUUUCAGGGCGGGACUUAAAGUAUUGCAAGACCAGCACGCCUGUACUGCUGCUUUCUUUUUGCACGCAUUUAGACUGUUCUGCGGUUUAGUCAAGUAAGCGUUCUUUUUUCUCAAAACUUCAUUCCAAACUCAGCCUUACUUAUUGCUUGCUAACAGGUCCAGAAGAGUCAAGAAUUUCGAAGUCUUCAGGUAAGAAAAAGAACCAUAUACAUGUAAUUAUAUAAAUAUAAGUAAAGUAAAAAGAGAAAUUAAGGAUGCCGUGUUUGACUGACUGCAUCGAACUCGUGGCUCUUAGUGGAAAAAACUGCACUGCGCCGAUCUCUUAAGUGGAGAGUCACAUAUUGGAUAGCUUCACAUUGUCAGAAAAACAGAUAGCUUCUCGUGUCACCGUAUUUUUUUUAAUCUUAAAAAUUACUACUCUGUAAUUAGGUUUGUGUUGUGACAAAAACAAUUUUACUUAAGUAUGUGUAAUGGCCUUUCGAUAACAUUGGUACUCGCCCUUUUCUUGAAACAGAUACUGAAGACAGUUCACUUUUCAAAUACAUAUCUAUAUCCGUGGUGUUGGCUAUAGUUUUGGUUUGUGCUAUUGUCAUUCAGCGAUGUGUCGUGAAAAGACAUAAAGAACGAAAAGAAGGUAAGUAUAAAACUGAAACCACGUUCCACUUGGCUAUGGCUAUGUGGGGUUAUGUAGGGCUAUGUGUGGCUAUGCAGGGCAAUGAAGGGUUAUGUAAUGCCAAGUAAAGCUGUUUAGGGUUAUAUAGUGCUAUGUAGGGCUACUUAGGGAUGGCUAUCUAAGGCUACGUAGCGCUGUGUAGGACUACGUAUGGCUAUGUAGGACUAUGUAGUGCUUUGUAGGGCUAUGUAUGGCUGUGUGUGGCUAUGUGGGGCUAUGUAGGGCUAUGUAGGACUAUGUGUGAGUGAGUGAAUGAGUGAAAACUUCAUUUACCCACGGUAAUUUUAUCAAAUAACUUUACAAUAAAGUAUCUGUUCUACCUAAAAGCCGUGCAUUGAUUAAUUUACAUAAAGAUAGAGAUAUAUGUCUAAAAACUAAACUAAGAAAGGAUCGCACACAACAUUAAACCUAAUAAUACAACUGAAAUUAUGAUGCUUGCGGAAGUUGUGUAGAUAGUACGACCUGAUCUUAGUCUUAAAUUGUAUAAAAGAAGUCACUUUCUUUAAACUGAAAACUGGUUCCGUAAAUAAAUAAGAGAUUUAAAAAUAUGAACAGAUUGCCUUAAUUUAAGAAAAAUAAGUCCAAAUAGUCCUGUAGUCAAAGUUCUCUGUCCGGAGGCUGUUCUGAAAAGGGAGAUGUUUAGAUUUUGGCUCCAGUACUCCGAAUUGUUCGUUCGCUAACUUGCUCACGGGUAAUGAAUGGGAUGUAAGAUAUUCAGGGGCGUGACCGGUCGUGCAUUUGGAGGCCAUAAUAGCUUGUCGAUCGAUAAUACAGGUGGUCCUUAACAGGCAGCCAAGACAGGCUUUUUAAGAGUGGUGUUACAUGAUCAUAUUUUUUCGCACCGCUGACGAUUCGGCAAGCAAAGUUUUAACAGCCUGCAAUUAGUCAUGUGAUAUAAAAGCUAAGUAUCAAUGUGAAGCUGUUGCUUUAGUACGUUAUUUUCAGUCUGUAAACCACCCAGGCCCAAAUAAAGAGAGUUGUUUCUGUUGUUGUCGAAUGCCUAAGCGUGGUAUUCCUCAAAAUACUGCUAAAUACUGACAUGCUUUCUGUUGGAGCCUUAAAAAGCACAAACAAAAUAUCCAUAUUUAUGAUUUCAAUGAUGUAUUUAGUUUUUUCAUGUUGUUUUUUAUUUGAUAUCCUUACAUUAAUUUAUGAUUUCAGGCGAUGCUUCCGACAGAAUCAACACGUAAGUUUCUUUGAGUUAUUCUUUACCCACGGUAUUUUUUUAACAGUUGUUAAUAUAAAAUUGUGAGUAUGAAAAGAGACCUUAUUCCCUGGGAACGUAAUCGUAACUCGCUUUCUCACCGGAGUUCGUUGAACUUGUGAAUGCAGAGUUAAUUUUAUUCUUAGAUCGCCGCUACAGUCGCAGUUCUUCAAUUCUUAUAGGUUUUGCGGCCUUGUUUCAGCUGUAAAUUAUAUUAGGACGCAAAAAGAAAUUGUUUCCAAACAGGGCAGUGUAAAAGCAGGCUGCGGACUGACUGUGGACUAUAAAGGGUUAGAAAACAAUGGGACUUUUGUUGUCACGUUCUCAUUUGCAUGAAAACAAUAUAGUCUGCAGUCUGCGUUUUACGUUUUAAAACCCUUCAAGAUUUUAAUAUCCCUUAGUUCUAUGAAAAUCCUGUUUCAUGUCCAAUUUUAUAAGUGGCGAUUUUUUGUGUGUAUGUCAAUACAAUUAGUGUAAUUAGUGUGCUUUAGGUGCUAGUAAGCUCUUGAGAAUGUUGUUGCCUUUUUGUAUAGGCACUCUUCCCUUGAAGUCGCUCCGAUGGAGGCGCUUUAUUCUGAAAUAGAUUCGCUGCUUUUUGGAGAUAUUGAAUGGGAAAUACCACGAUCAAAUCUAAAGGUCGAAAAGGAGAUUGGGAACGGCUCAUUUGGAGUGGUGUCACGUGGUUUGGCGUUCAAUUUACCUGGAAAACCCGAGUGGACUGUUGUGGCAGUGAAGAGCAUUAAAGGUCAUAUGACUUAUGUGCAACUUUACGCGAAACAAAACAAUACGUGAAUUUAUAUUUUAUCCGUUGUCACCAUCCAUUUACCACACAUAACAUGACAAAGAUUGCUUGCAUGCCUCAGUUCAAGAGGUUGACAAUGCUGUGUAUUUUAUUCUAUUUUAUCAGAAGGUGCGUCUGAAAGGGAAACACGAGACCUGUUGUCGGAAAUGUCACUUCUCAAACACCUUGAUCCUCACCCACACGUCAUUCGCCUUUAUGGCUGUGUCACAACUGAAGGUCAGUACAACACUAUACACAACAACUCCCACACAAAGAGCUGUUCUCGCUAUAAUAACUGGCUUAUAGAACCAAAAAAAUGUUCUUUCGACAUUUCUUCAAAACAGUACUAACAAUGACCGAGCAAAUACCUACUAGGGCUGCGAAAAUAAUGAAGGGCCAAGGACGUAUAACCCUUAGUUGUUGUGUUGCGUUAAAACAAGUUUUUUACUCUUCUUUGUUAAGUACCCAUAAUCGUAUCUUAUGAGACCGUUGCUCGCCGAACUUUACAUAAUUUUGCAUAACCGCGUUUAUAUGUUACAAAUUUGGACAGUAGGCCCUGCGUGAAAGGCUGACACUGACUAUGACAUCAUGACGACACGCACAGUCUCACGUGAACCAAUUCUGAAAAUUGCAUUGCCAAAUCAGGUUAUAUAAAAAAUAUGGAAGUAAAUCUCAUAUCAUUGAUUUGAAAGAACGUCCCCUGGCUGUGGUCGAGUAUGCACAGUUUGGUGACUUGCUUGGUUACUUGAGGAAAAGCCGGGGCAUGCGUGAUAACUACUACAGUGACCCGUCAAUCAAACCUAUCACCAGCCUCACUUCGAAGCAGCUCCUGAAGUUCGCGUGGGAGAUAAGUGAUGGAAUGGAGUAUCUGUCCAUGAAAAAGGUAAAUCAGUUGAACACUUUUAAGCGUCUGGGUAGGUUUUUUGAAAAAUAAUAAUAAAGAAACAGAAACAUGUAAAAACUAACGAGAUAAUAUUCCGACCCGCUUCCGGCGACAUCAUCACGCCAUUAUCAAGGAAUUUAGCCUGCGUAGCAGGCCCAAGAAAGAACGGGCGGGCGAGAGCGUGUCUCCCUCUCGCGCGUUCGUUAUUUCUUGUGCCCACUACUUCCAAGCGCCUGCUACGCAGGCUAGGAAAAAUGAAAAUGCGAGUUCAAAAGGAGUUAAAGUACUCUGAAUUUGCAUGAAUGAACACAGAUAGAAAAAGAUCUGAGCACAUAUUGAAUCCAUUUGCACUUUCAAAGGCGAUCUUAAUUAUUUGAUAUAAAACAUUUCUUUAACGAGGCGGUCAAAUUUGUUCUUGCAUUUAUUCAGCACUCUAAAGCAGCUCAAAAGGUCCUCAGGGACAGCGCCCUUUAACCCGCAUUUUUAGUUUUCCGUUCCCUUGAUAAUGGCGUCAUGAUGUCGCCGAAACGUGGGAACAUUAUCUCCUUAGCCUUUACUUGUUUGUUUCUCAAAAUAAUUAUUAAUAAAUAACAAAGAAACUACUCUUUUAAUCAUCAAUUAGUGCUUUUGCACAUAAUGCGUAUAAAGUAAAAUUCUGGACGCAAAGAAUUGGGACGAGAAACGAAAGGCCUGUGGAAAGACUUCUUUUUAAUCCCAUAAUUUUGAUUAUUUGACAGAUAAUCCACCGCGAUUUAGCAGCUAGAAAUGUAUUGGUCGGUGAAGGAGAGGUGUGUAAAAUAACUGACUUUGGUAUGGCCCGGGAUGUGCAGGAAGAAGACAUAUAUGUUAGAACUCAUGAGGUAUUUAAAUUUAUUUGCUUUUUCAAUUCCUAGCUCAGUUAAAUCCUGUAAUACGGUUAUUUGAAGAGUGAAACAAACAAGAAACUGUGUACGCAUUUUUAAUGGCAGUGUAUUAUUCCCUUUUGCGAUAUCAGUGAUGGGCAUAAUUGUGAUAUAUUAAUUCAUCCUGAAUUCAUUGAAAAGGACCAAAACACUUAACUUUUAAAUUUUGUAAGUGAAAACUCUAUUUGCCGCGUUUUUGGUCCUCUUGGACAGGAAGGUGUGGUUGGGAGGCGGGGGCGGUUAGUUCACUAACAUCUGAAAAUUAGGAAUAUUGAAGCUCGAUCUGUAGGAGAUAUGCCAAUGUAGCUUUUAAAUUCUAGGGACGCCUUCCAAUCAAGUGGACAGCACCAGAGGCCUUGAUCGGCAGCGGGGCGUAUACAACAGCCAGCGAUGUGUAAGUAAUUAAUAUUCAGUCACCUGUUUUGAGAUUCCGUUUAAUUUAUCAGCAAUCAUCAUUAUUAUCAAGUCUCAUCGCGCCAGUAGGCGCAAAAGGUCCUCACGCUGACUGACCAACGCUUUCUGUCUUGUGCAACCGCUUUGGGUACUUCCCAGCUCUUCCACCCACCUUUGUUUCGCGAGUCUUUCUCGACUGUCCUUCUCCAAGUAGUUUUUGGUCUUCCUCUUGCCCUCCGAGCUUCAGGAGUCCAUCCUAAUUUAUCAGCAAUCAUAUACCCAAAAGUGUUGUCCACUGGUGUGAUAGCAGUAAAAACCCGCAUAUAAGAACUAGAAUUUUGGAGUUCAGACUGAACAGGUUCUUAUAUUUUGGGGUAUUUUUUCGAAUAACAGGCUGAUUAGGUUCUUAGUAGGUUCUUAUUAUUUUGCAAAAGUUAUCUAGUGAUAGCAUUCGGGGAACUGCAAUAGUACCAAUAUGCUAUAAUUGUUAAGCAUUUACAAAAAUGUCAAGCCUUGUUGUCGAAACAAGUCCUGUAUCAUGGUCCAAGAGAAAAGUCCUGUAUUUUUUUAUAUUGUAUUAAAAAAAACUGUUUUGAUUUUUAAAUGUACUGUACAGUUUUUGUGUUUGUAACUACAGCAAAGUUUUAUGGAAUGAGUAAUAUUUUUUUGGUAAGACUAAAAAGCAGUACACCACAAAAAUUUUCACAAUUAAAAUCCAGAAUUUGAACUUCAAAUCUGGAGUGUUUUUUAUUUAAGAACCUUUUUUUCUUUGUCAGGCUGAAUAGGUUCUUAUAUAUUUGGGUAUUAAAAUGCAAAAUUUCAGCCUGUAGGUUCUUAAAUCACUAGGUUCUUAUACGUGGGUUCUUACUGUAGGAACUGUAUGUAGGAACCCUUCACGACACUUAACUCCAACGAUAACAAGCAUAAAACUGGACACUCAGAAAACAAAAAUACCCAUAGAUUUUUAUCCAAAAAAAUUCACUUUAUGUGCGUUUGGUUUGCGUAGGUGGAGCUUUGGUGUGGUCCUAUACGAAAUCUUCACUGUUGGUAAGUUAAAGGGGCUACUUCACGCUUUCACUAGAAUUGGUUUUCAAAAUCUAUUGAAUACCAGAAAUCAGGUUCCAGUUUUCAGAUGUUUAAGACUCUAUUUAAGUAUUGAAACGGUUUCUUGUCGUUUGUUGCAACGCGGGAUGGCAUGGAUGGAAAUGGAUUGAGACUUGAAAAAGUUGGGCUAACCCAGUUUUAAUGAUAUGCCUGCAAAAAAAUCUUUUGGCAAUUACUCCCUGAUGGAAAUUGUUUGAUAUCUUUUUCAUAACUCUAUAGGAACAUUUUGUGUAUGGUUAAAUGACUUCAGCACAGAAUAGUCCUUUUGCUUUUUGUAAACACGAAAACAGUUCGCUUUUGUAAAAUUUUGUUAGCACGACCUUAAAGAGCAUAUUGAAAUAACGUAACCUGUAAAUUUUCAGCCGUGUACCUCAAAAGUAGCGAUUGAAGAGGCCGCCGAAAAUUAGAAGGAUUUGAAUGGGAAAAACAACUCUUGCCACCAAUCACGUUUGAUUGGUUUUACAAAAGAACCCUUGUACAUUUCGAAAUUUCGAAACUGUCUUAAAAAAUUUCCUUUUAAAAGCAUUACGGGGCUCAAAUCUCCUUUUUAUUCAAUAUAGGCAAUUUUAGCCCUUAAAUGCGUAAGGGAAAAAUUUAAGGACAGUUAAAAAUUCAAAAUUUGCAAGGAUUUUUUUAUUUUCGCCUGACUGCUGAUAAAACCUUGCCAAGAAGAAUUGUUUUACUCUAUUUUAGGAGGUGAUCCUUUUCCAGGCGUAUACAUGAAAGAUAUGAUCGUUUUAUUAAAGAACGGCUACCGCAUGUCACGACCCAAGUUUAUCAGUCAAACACUGUAAGUACAAUGGUACCCGUUCAUUCUUGUGACUGUCUGUGUUAUAGUACAUUACGUAUAUUUUGGAGGAGUGUUUUAAAAUGCUUUAAGAGCUCGUAAUAAUGGAAUCGUUUAAUACUGACAAAGGUACGACGUUAUGAUGGAGUGUUGGAAAAGCGAUCCAUCUUACAGACCAAGUUUUGGAUGCUUAAGCUCACAGCUGCAGACGAUGAUGACAGAAGAAGAGCAGGUUAGUAAUAUGAAAAUAACCCUAUCAGCUUCUAAAAAUGAUUGUUCAAAUGGAUCUUUUAUGCAAACUAAAGUCACUUGUUCUAUUUUUUCCCUUAGGAAUACGUCAACCUGGCUGAACUCUUCUAUGAAAAUGUACAGCUGGCAAAUUGUUAGAAGAAGAUUGUACAUUUCUGGAAAGGAACUUCUUAUGCCUUGUGCAAAUUUAAACCGUUUGACAGUGAUAUCAAUAGAAAUAAAUUUGCUUCAGUUUUGCUAUAAAUAUAAUCUAUAUAUCUAAUGAUCGAGCCAUUUCUGGACGAAAAUAAUACCAUAUGAAAAAAAGAACAAAAAAGAAAAAGGACUGUGUAACAUUGCAACCUGGCGUAAGAUAUUUUACUUAAAUUUAAAACGUAACAAUUCUAGACGUUUGGAGAAGAAUUUGUUUUAAGCAUAGCUAAGUAUCACGAAAAAAUAUUGAAUACGCCAACAGUUAUAUUCCUAGCAAUAAAAGCGAGUAGUUUCUCAAUUCAUAUUGUGCUCAAGUUUUUCUCUGUUAAUUUUACAUUAAUUUUAGGGCCCUACGAUUUUUUGUGAUAAUAUUUCUUAAGCAUUUUUGUUGUUUUAAAACUUUAUUUAGUCAUUACUCUAUAUUUUUAUUAAAAAUAUAAUUGACUGC
Messenger RNA from Porites lobata, 15732 nucleotides. NCBI's taxonomy places the organism in Eukaryota, Metazoa, Cnidaria, Anthozoa, Scleractinia, Poritidae. The record is from the annotation of a GenBank genome assembly.